Molecule: messenger RNA, 597 nt
Organism: Entamoeba dispar SAW760
Lineage: Eukaryota; Evosea; Mastigamoebida; Endamoebidae
Product: GTPase_rho, putative
Exons: 1
Coding region: 1-597 (198 amino acids)
Biological process (GO): cortical cytoskeleton organization; regulation of cell shape; establishment or maintenance of cell polarity
Cellular component (GO): cytoskeleton; cell projection; plasma membrane
Molecular function (GO): GTP binding; protein kinase binding; GTPase activity
Source: RefSeq, a predicted model, not a curated record
AUGGCAUUUAAGUGCAUUCUCGUAGGAGAUCAUUGUGUUGGUAAAAAUAAGCUUGCUGCAAUUUGUUCAGGUAUAAUUCCUCCAGGAGAAAAUCCACCAGGUGCUGUUGAGGAUCAAAAAGUCUCUAUUAGUGUUGAUGGUAUUAAACAUACUAUUAAUAUAAUUUCUACUGAGGGGUCUGAAGACUAUGCAAAAUUAAGACCAUUGUCAUACCCAGAGACUGAUAUUUUUAUUGUUUUAUUUUCUAUUAUUAAUUAUAACUCAUACAGUCAUGUAGAAAAACUAUGGAAACCUGAAAUUAAAGAAUACUGUUCAGAUGCACCCAUCAUUCUUGUUGGCAGUUAUGCUGAAGUAAGAAAAAACCCUGAAAAACUUAACUCUUUAGCUGAACGAGGAAUUACUUUAAUUUCACAAGAACAAGGAGAGGUGAUGGCUAAAAGAAUUGGUGCAGUUCAGUACAUCGAGUGGAGUGAUUCAGACAAAGACGAUGUUGAUUUUAUUUUUGAAGAGGCUGUGCGGGCUUGUUUAAAAAAAUCUAAUGAGAAGAGUACAGAUGAUAAAAAGGAUAAAGAUAAAAGAUGUUGUAAUUUAUCUUAA